GCAGAUGCAGAUGCAUGUAUGUUGAUCACAACUCACAUUUCACAAACAUAUAUAUGCGCACACAUUAGCAGAAUUAUAGCAGAAUUAUAGCAGAAUACUAAAAUGUAUGUAUAGACUAUAGACUAUAGAGGUGGAGUGAGAUGGAGGAAUUCCUGAAGAGAUGCGAGAGCGUGAGAGUCAAGUGUAGAGUAGCGAAGGAGGAAGACAUGCUGUUGAAGAGGAAGCUCCAAAAUGACAGCUGCGAAUCGGUGUCUCCGUCGUGUUGCUCUAACUCUAAGCAUGAGGACUCAAGCGACGGCGUUGAGAUGAGUCCGAGAUCAUCAGAUCUGGAGAAUGCUGGUUCUGAAAUUUCCACUUCCACCGAUCGUGUUUUAAGUAGAGAGCAUAUUUUGUUGCAGCUACCGUCGCCCAACAAAGAAUCAUCGAUGCCUUCGGCGGCGGAGCUGGAGAGGUUCUUCGCGGCGGCAGAAAAGUAUGAGCAGAAACGAUUCGCUCAAAAGUACAACUAUGAUAUUGUAAAGGACGUUCCAUUGGAAGGCAGGUAUCAUUGGGUUCGUUUACUUCCUUAAAUGAAACCAGAAACAAUGCAUUUUUUUCAGAUUUUUUCCAAUGCUUUUAUUUUUGUUGGUGGGUUAGAUUCUUGAUUUGAUUGGCAUUCAACAUUUGAUUUGAAGGAUAUGUAUAGCAAUUUCCCAGAUUCAUGUAAAGAAGCUAGAGUUCUUUUAAUGCAAAAUCAAGCUUUUCAUUUCCCUUUUUUUUCAAAUUUGGGACGCGCGAUUUCUUUUGUCAGAGUUUGAUGAUAUUGAUGUGUAUCAAAUUGGUGUUGUUAUCUUGCAUUUGAGAUUGAAAAGGGAGUUUCUGUUUGUGUAUAUUUUGGAUGGUUUCUUGUUUGGUGUGUGAAGUUGCUUUGUAUCCAUUAUUUGUCAAUGUGGAUCACCCACCCACAUGUGUGUGUCUACACCUAUACAUACAGAUACAGGUUGUUGGUGUAUGUAUAAAGUGGGCCAUGUGAAAUGGUUUUGGAGUUUGAUUGAAAGGUUUGUCUUUUAGCA
Salvia hispanica is the source of this 1052-nucleotide messenger RNA. RefSeq lists its product as uncharacterized. The record is from RefSeq and is a predicted model, not a curated record. Gene Ontology annotation, biological process: negative regulation of cyclin-dependent protein serine/threonine kinase activity. Gene Ontology annotation, molecular function: cyclin-dependent protein serine/threonine kinase inhibitor activity. NCBI's taxonomy places the organism in Eukaryota, Viridiplantae, Streptophyta, Magnoliopsida, Lamiales, Lamiaceae. Gene Ontology annotation, cellular component: nucleus.